Sturnus vulgaris (Common starling) is the source of this 6834-nucleotide messenger RNA. RefSeq names its product adaptor related protein complex 3 subunit beta 1 (gene AP3B1). The record is from RefSeq and is a predicted model, not a curated record. Gene Ontology annotation, biological process: vesicle-mediated transport; intracellular protein transport. Gene Ontology annotation, cellular component: membrane coat; clathrin adaptor complex; AP-3 adaptor complex. Lineage: Eukaryota; Metazoa; Chordata; Aves; Passeriformes; Sturnidae.
AGUAAAAUGUCAAGAAAAAAAUUAAUUUUUUCAAGAAAUGGGGGACAUUCCCUAGGACUUCAUUGCUACUCAGGUGCCAAGAGCAAAGGUUACACUGCUCUGUCAUUUUCUGCUUCAAACUUGGUAACGUUCACACUAUUUUGAAUUUUAUGUUGAAGGCCAAAAAAAAACAAUUUUAGUAUGCUGUCAUUAAAACUAUGUCCUGCCAACCGAAGUCUCCUGAAUGCAAGAACAGUGCAAUUGAUAUUGUAUAACUGAAAUUGUGCAGUGGAUGGAAAAUUUGAAACAAGAAAUGCAUUGUUAAAACUCAACUGAGUGAGACGUUUGUAACUUCUGUUCUAUACGAGCUUUGUUCCAUAAUAUUAAAACUGGUGAAGCUUGCUUCCUCCCCAGUGGUGGAUUUGUCUGCCGUUUCCUGUAUCUUGCCUUGCAGUGCAAUAGUGCUGUACUUAUAUAUGAAGACCGUCUGUCUCACUAGGGUUUAUUUGUUUAGAAUUCACUCUCCUUUCCUUGAGGGGAUUACAGCUGUUCUCAAGGCUGUUGUUGCAUUGCUAGUUGAGUUUCAAUUGCAGUUUUGAUAGUCAUGAACCUUCUACUUUAUUACAAAGAAGGCUCAUGAUUAGUGUGUGACUUCUUUCAGUAACUGGCAUGUCAGAACUGUAGCAAAACUUGAAAAUCGAUGGGUUUAAUCUUACGGUGUUGCUAAAACCAACAGAAAAUAAAUGCGUAUUUUACCAGAGUGGAGCAAGUGUUUUCUUAAUAAUAGUUGUUCACAGCAUGGUGAUGCAACGACAAGUGACAUGCCGCAGAUUCUGGAUUAAUAUUUUAGUAUUACUAGAAGUUUGUCAUAGUUCCUAUGGAGAGACAAAGUAAUAGGGAGAGGAGCAGAUUUAUUGCUGACAUAGCUGUUUAAACCUCAGUGAUGUAUAGCUACACCUACCUUUUUUUUCUGUAGAAGUGGGUAACAUUGCUCACUGGAAUCUGUAAUCCUAGUCUUAAUCUCAGCAAGAUGCUAGUUUUAGUGACGAAGUGUGCGCUGAUAGUAGUAUGGCAUAUUCAGAAUUUUUCUUUGGAUGCUCUUUGCCAUAAUCAACGUGCAAAGUAAGGUUAUCAAAGUGUUUUCUGGCAUAGAACUCCAGGCUGUUAAAGCAUAAUCUUGUGACUCAAGAUCUAAGGUUGUUUUUGGUCUUUUCUUUUGUUCCUUACACUCCACACAGUUACCACACCCCUACCCCCACCAUCCCCUUUUAUCUUGGGCCAGUUGCAAGGAUUGUGGCUUAUUCCUUUUUUAGUGGCAGGGGAAUAGAGGGCACAAGAAAGAACAUGAGAACUAGAAAAGAUUAACUGGUGUUUUUUGUUUGCUUUCUGAUAAUAACAUCUAUAAGAUUAAUCCAGACUCGUAGGUUUGUCACUGGUCCUAUGAUAUCUAUGCCCUUAUCGUAUCCACAAAUAGUGCAAAGGUAUGAAGAAAGCAGUGUUUUCAUGUAGAAAAUAAAAAUGUAGUGUAUAUAUCUUCAACGCUGCAAGUGUAAAAUAUAAAAAUAUAGAAGAAAGUUAGAAACUACUACCUUUGCUUAACAUUCAACCAGUGUUUCAAGAAGAACAUAUUAUUUUGGAUGUGUUUUGCAGCGUCCGUCAUGUUGUGUCAUUGUAGAUCUGUCAUGUGUGAUACUUGCCACGAAAGUUAGGUGAUGAGUUUGCAUUUCUAAUUUACACUCCUUUAGCUUUCAAAUUCUAAUACUGAGGAAUACAAGUCUGUGGUGGUAAAGAUUACAAAGGCAGCUGGGAACUGAUUUUCUUAAUAUAUUAAUUAUUGACUUGCCUUUUAUGGUAGAUGCUGUACAAAUACUAAAGAUCAUAGUACAUACUCAACAUUUCAUAUGAGUAUAAUAUUUCAAAUUAUAGACUAUACCAGUGCUUUCAGCUUGAAGCCUUUGAGGACAGUGAGCCUAUAUUGAAAUAGAUGUUAAGACACUGGAUUGUGGCUUGGGAUCUCAAGGGAAAUCUUGUUUUGUUCUUAGAAUAUAUCACUGGGCAGACAGGUGGGAAUCUUCUUGGUUUUGUGGUUUUUUUUGCUCUUGGAAAGUCAUUUUACCUCUUCUUACUGUUAGGAAAAAUGGCUGAGACUGUAUAUUUAUACUCUGGCGGAAGUUGGGUGGCUUUUGCAUCUGCUGUUGUUGGGACCUUUACUUUCCUGAUUCAUAUAGCUCCACAUAAUUUGUCAACUAUCAGAUUAGGCUUCUUUAAACCUGGUGUUGCUCCUGUAGUAAUAGAAUUUAUAUUUCAAUCAUCUGUAGUAUGUACCUCACUCUGUAAAGGUAGAUUAUCUCUGAAAGCUUUAGCAGUGAGAGGCAAAGGUAUUGAUGCAGCUGGGGGUUGCUUGCAUUUUCCUGAGCCCCUGGCAAGUGGAGAUAAGUGAUAAAGAAAGUAUUUGUCUAGGACUGUGUAUUGAGGAGCUGUCACCUCAGCAUAACUAAUGAGUAUAGAAACACGAACUCUAGGGUGACUGCAAAGCUUACAUUUAUGCUUUCUAUUUUGAGAUAUUUUAUUUAAGGAUUGAAAUUUCCUUAAAACUUCUUAAUAAUCAAAAGAUGAAAAUAUUUUUACUGUAAAAUUAACUGUAUUACAGAAGACUGAAAUGUAUUUGCCUUUGCCAUUGUUCAUUGAGGCUGCUGAUAAGAGUGUUUUUGGAGGGAAAUGACCUUUGAAAUCUGCAUACAGUAUUUGUUUCUGGAAGUUAAAACAGCAAGGGAGUGGGUAUCCUGUUACUUUGUAGGAUUUUAUUUUUUUUAAAGUAGACCUCACUCUUGGCAGGCAAGCUUGGUUGUGUGCAGUAAUUUUUUUUACUGUUUUUUUAACAUACUUCGCUUAAAAGAAUGGAACAAAACUCCACAAUGCUGGGCAAAAUAAUUGAGGUGUCUUGCACUAUUAAGUCUGCUCUUAAAGGGAAAAACUUUGACAUAACACUGAAACCAUGUAUAACGGUAGAAGAAAAAAGGCUUGCUGCUGCUGGUGAUCCGUGUGGCUGUAUGGAGCAAUAUCUUACUCUAAAUGAAGACCUAAAACAAAUGUUGGAAAGCAGUAAAGAUUCUGCAAAGCUGGAUGCUAUGAAAAGGAUUGUUGGGAUGAUUGCAAAGGGAAAAAAUGCUUCUGAGCUGUUUCCUGCUGUUGUGAAGAAUGUUGCCAGUAAAAAUAUUGAGAUAAAAAAGCUUGUGUAUGUUUAUCUAAUGCGCUACGCAGAGGAGCAGCAAGAUCUGGCGUUGUUGUCCAUCAGUACUUUCCAGCGUGCUUUAAAAGAUCCUAAUCAGUUAAUCCGUGCAAGUGCUUUAAGAGUUUUAUCCAGUAUACGUGUCCCAAUUAUUGUUCCUAUUAUGAUGCUUGCUAUUAAGGAAGCCUCUUCUGAUUUAUCUCCAUAUGUGAGAAAGAAUGCAGCCCAUGCAAUCCAAAAACUGUACAGUCUUGACCCAGAGCAAAAGGAAAUGUUGAUUGAAGUGAUAGAGAAGCUUUUGAAGGAUAGAAGUACGCUGGUAGCUGGGAGUGUGGUGAUGGCAUUUGAGGAAGUGUGUCCAGAUAGAAUAGAUCUGAUUCACAAGAACUACCGAAAGCUCUGUAACUUGCUGGUUGAUGUAGAAGAGUGGGGUCAAGUUGUUAUAAUCCACAUGUUAACUCGGUAUGCACGAACUCAGUUUGUAAGUCCGUGGAAGGUUGAUGAAGUGGUGGAUGAAUACAAUGAAAAUAAUUUCUAUGAAUCUGAUGAAGAACAGAAAGAGAAGGAUCACAAAUUGAAAACCACCUAUACUAUGGACCAGGAUCACAGGCUGCUGUUACGAAAUACAAAGCCCCUGCUUCAAAGCCGAAAUGCUGCUGUGGUAAUGGCAGUUGCACAGCUGUACUGGCAUUUGGCACCAAAAUCUGAAGCUGGUAUUGUUUCUAAGUCGUUAGUGCGUUUACUCCGUAGUAACAGGGAGGUGCAGUAUAUUGUCCUGCAAAAUAUUGCCACUAUGUCAAUUCAGAGAAAGGGCAUGUUUGAACCUUACCUGAAGAGUUUCUAUGUUAGAUCAACUGAUCCAACUAUGAUCAAAACGCUCAAGCUUGAAAUCUUGACAAAUUUAGCAAAUGAAGCCAACAUAUCAACUCUGCUUCGAGAAUUUCAGACUUAUGUGAAAAGCCAGGAUAAGCAGUUUGCUGCAGCUACGAUUCAGGCUAUAGGCAGAUGCGCAACUAACAUCACCGAAGUGACUGACACGUGCCUUAAUGGCCUCGUCUGUUUGCUGUCCAACAGGGAUGAAAUCGUAGUUGCUGAAAGUGUUGUUGUCAUUAAGAAACUGCUGCAAACCCAGCCAGCACACCAUGGUGAAAUUAUUAAGCAUAUGGCCAAACUCUUGGAUAACAUUACAGUUCCAGUAGCCAGAGCCAGCAUUCUCUGGCUCAUUGGUGAGUACUGUGAACGGGUUCCAAAGAUCGCGCCCGAUGUUCUGAGAAAGACAGCCAAGAGCUUCACAAACGAAGAUGACCUUGUAAAAUUGCAGAUCUUAAAUCUGGGUGCAAAACUCUAUUUAACAAAUUCAAAGCAGACAAAAUUGCUUACCCAGUAUGUAUUAAAUCUCGGCAAGUAUGAUCAAAGCUACGACAUCAGAGACCGUACAAGAUUUAUUAGGCAGCUUAUUGUUCCGAAUGAGAAGAGUGGAGCUUUAAGCAAAUAUGCCAAAAAAAUAUUUCUGGCACAGAAACCUGCCCCAUUGCUUGAGUCUCCUUUUAAAGAUCGGGAUCAUUUCCAGCUUGGCACCUUGUCUCACACACUGAACAGCCGAGCCACUGGGUACCUGGAGCUGUCCGACUGGCCAGAGGUGGCACCUGACCCCUCCGUCCGCAACGUCGACGUGGCUGAGUCGGCAAAGGAAUGGACUGGAAUUCUAGGCAAGCCAAAGAAGGAGAAACCUACUGAAAAAUUCUACUCUGAAUCAGAAGAGGAGGAAGAUGAGUCUGCCAGUACCAGUUCAUCAGGGAGUGGGUCUGACAGUGAAAGUGAGAAGGAAGAUAAAGAGGAAGGCAGCACUGAUGAGAGUAGUGGGAGUUCCUCUCCCAGUGAAGAAUCAACUGACAGUGAAUCAGACAGCAAAGAAAGUGCUGCUAAGAAAACAUGUAGAGCUGUCAAUGAAAGUGAUUCAGAGGAUAUUAAAAAGAAAGCAGAAGGCAUUUCCAAGAAGAGAAGCAGUUCCAGUUCCUCUGAUACAGAAUACAGUUCAUCAGAUGAAAGUUCUGCAGGCUCCAAGUCAGAAUCUGACUCUAAAAGUGACUCUGAAUCUGGAAAAUCUAGAAAUGCUACCUCUAAUAAGAAAGAAGAAAAGCCAGUACAAGAUAGAAAGACUCCAAAAAACCAAGGCAUGUUUCUUUUAGAUUUAGAUGAUUUUUGUCCUGUAACAACUCCUGUGGCAAUUCCUAGAGCAGCUGUUUUGUCCCCGAGUUUAGCAGCAGAUCUAGAGGGAUUAAGUCUGUCGAGUUCAUCAGUCAUUGAUGUCACUACGCAGGUCUCUGUGCCAACAAAAACACAUGAGCUGCUCCAUCGAAUGAGUGGGAAAGGAUUAGCAGCUCAUUAUCACUUCUCCAGACAGCCAGGCAUUCUUGGCGAUCAUAUGGUACCUGUGCAAGUGACAGUAACAAACACAACUGAUCAGAAGAUAGAGAAUAUUCACAUUGGCGAGAAGAAAUUACCUCCAGGCAUGAGGAUGCACGAGUUUAAUCCAAUAGAGUGCCUUGAACCAGGAGGAUCCCUUACUGCUACAAUGGGUAUUGACUUCUGUGAUUCUACCCAGACAGCCAGUUUCCAGUUAUGCACAAAGGAUGAUCAGUUCAAUGUUAACAUUCAACCCCCUGUUGGAGAACUGCUCUUGCCUGUCACUAUGUCAGAGAAAGAUUUUAAGAAGGAGCAAGGAAUGCUGACAGGAAUGAAUGAGACAUCUGCUACAAUAGCUGUUGCUCCACAGAAUUCUGCUAGACUUGUAAUUAUUGAGAGAGUAGUGAAAGCAGCAAACCUGGGUGUAGUCCCUUCUGGUCAAGACAACAUACACAGGUUUGCAGCUAAGACUGUGCACAGUGGGUCACUGCUGCUAGUCACAGUGGAGCUGAAGGAGAGCUCUACAGCACAGCUCAUCAUAAACACAGAGAAAACUGUGAUUGGUUCUGUUCUGCUGCGGGAGCUGAAGCCUGUCCUGUCCCAGGGGUAACCUGCUUACAUCUGGACUUCAGAAUCUGGCACACAACAAAAGUGCCUGGCAUCCACUGCUGCUGCCUUUCAUUUAUAAUAAUAGCCCUUCCAUCUGGCAGUGGGGAAAGAAUACACUCUUGACAUUCUUGUCUUCUGUUUUAGAAUGCUAGUGCGUAUCUAUCAUGUAUGCAAGUCCUUUCCUUUUUUUCUGCUUGCUAACCAAAGAACAUAUAUUUUACUGUCAGUUAUCUGCGCUUUUAAAUGUAUUUCCCAUUUGUUCUACCCUAGUCCUUCCCUCUCUUUUCCCUGCCCCCACUACCUUCCUUCCCCGUCAGUUUCCACUCCCCUCCAUAGUGGACAAAUACUAGGUAAUAAAGUUCAAAGGAAAUCACACUGCUUGAAAACCGAGCUCAAAUGGCAGGUGGGUUCCAGCCACAUACACAACAAGUAUGUGGUUCAGAGAGAAUUUUGGUGUAAGUGUGAAAACACCGUAAGUACAGCAAAAUGGUGUUUGUUUUCUAGAAAUGCUUGUAAACCUGAACUCAUCUAUUGAGAACAUUGUUCCUACCUGCUGUCAUUUUCUCAAAUAUUUUGUUAAGAUGCUAAUAAAGUAGUGCCUAUGAACAGAG